Messenger RNA from Lactuca saligna, 375 nucleotides. The record is from the annotation of a GenBank genome assembly. Lineage: Eukaryota; Viridiplantae; Streptophyta; Magnoliopsida; Asterales; Asteraceae.
AUGCCAUCGAUCAUUGGAACCAAAAUGCUAUUUCUUCACCUGCUUCCCCUUCUUUUUGUAUUCGGUCUUCAGAACCUCACCACCACUAACAUCCCUCCACAACCUCCACCGUUGCACCGUCCUGAUGUGGGUAGGGAACUCAUCAACUCUGUAACAGGAACAACAACGGAGCACCAUCCUCCUACGUAUUUCUCCUUUGACGUGGCUCAUCAAUCUAUAAGAAUAGGAGAUGUUUCUGAAGUAGCUUCUUUUCCAAUCUACACGGUGGAACCCGAUAAUAACUCCAUUGAUAUUGAAUCUGUACAGGAUUGUGACUGGAUGAACAAGAAAUCAGAUACAAGACCUACAUCACAUAAAAAGAAAAAACCUCUGUGA